UUCACUUCUCCCAGUUGACCAAGAGGCUCUCGGUUUUCAUUUAAUCAGUUUCCGUUUACAAAAACAGUUUUUUUUUUGUUUCGUGGUGAAUUAUUAUGGCUGCUUUAUAUAGAAGAACUAUAAGCGUGUUAGAUAAAUUUGUUCCGCCGAAAUUGCAACCAAUUUGGAACCACGAAGCAGGGCCAAAAACUGUACAUUUUUGGGCACCGGUUGUCAAAUGGGGAUUAGUCGUAGCUGGGAUAAGCGACUUAGCACGUCCGGCAUCUAAUUUAAGUGUGCAACAAUGCGGGGCUUUAGCGGCUACCGGUUUUAUCUGGUCGAGAUAUUCGUUGGUAAUCAUCCCUAAAAACUGGGGGUUGUUUAGCGUAAAUUUCUUCAUUGGAUUAACGCAAUCGGUUCAAUUAUACCGAGCUUACGAUUAUCAUUACAAUGUAAAAGGCAAGGAACAACAGGAAACAGAAGCAGUUUCACAAGAAAAAGUUGUUGCGUGACAUCGCUAUUAAAAGAUCUUUGUGUAGUAUAGUUAAAUUUUACGGUACAUAAACAAGAUUUUAACUAUU
This is a messenger RNA of Onthophagus taurus, 560 nucleotides long. RefSeq names its product mitochondrial pyruvate carrier 2. Gene Ontology annotation, biological process: pyruvate import into mitochondria. Lineage: Eukaryota; Metazoa; Arthropoda; Insecta; Coleoptera; Scarabaeidae. The record is from RefSeq and is a predicted model, not a curated record. Gene Ontology annotation, cellular component: mitochondrial inner membrane.